AUGAACCUACAGGCCGAGCCCCUGAACCUGAAGGAGGCGACGGUCACCUGCAUCCCGAGGCUGCGCGGCGGCGGCGGCGGCCGGCGAUCCCGCCGGGGAGCCGCUGCCACGCAGGUGUCCAUGCUGGACCGCGUCCGGGACGUCGUGCUGCGGCUUGCGAUGGUGUCGGCCGCGUCAGCGGCGACAACGACGGCCAAGCAGGGCGCCCCGGGAACACUGCGGCGGACGGCGACAACGGCGUCGGCGUCGGCGACGGCGACGCCGUCCAGAGCGGCCGCGCGCGUGAGCCCAGCGGCGUCCGUGGCGUACACGGACUCGUACCGGAGCGAGGCGGUGGACGACUGCAUCGAGUUCCUGAAGCGGUCGGCGGCCGGCGGCGCCCCGGCCACCGCCGAGGUGGAAGCGAGCACGGCGGCGUCACCUUUGCAUGCGACUGCAGCAUGUGCCAUGUGAUUCAGAGUUAGGUGAAUCAUGUCCAGGUUGGUGUUUGUACAUGUGGUGGAUUGGAUGACUGGAUGUAUAUGCGUGAGAAAGAGUUGGUAGCUAGGUGAUGGGUGUGGUGGGUGCAUCGAUCCUGGAUGCAUGUGUUGGUUUGAUGCUGUGGCGUCGUGUAAAAAUAACAUCAACUUGUCAAGAACAAAGUUGCAUGUAAUGUAAUCCUUUACAGAAGGUGCAUCACGGUCUAUCACAUGUGCGGUGGUUAAGUGGAAAUGUAAGCUUCCUCGUCUCCCUAUAAACAUGGGAGCCAUGUAACA
Panicum hallii is the source of this 755-nucleotide messenger RNA. RefSeq lists its product as uncharacterized. Bases 1 to 453 code for a protein of 150 amino acids. The record is from RefSeq and is a predicted model, not a curated record. The transcript has a single exon. Lineage: Eukaryota; Viridiplantae; Streptophyta; Magnoliopsida; Poales; Poaceae.